Nelumbo nucifera (sacred lotus) is the source of this 1515-nucleotide messenger RNA. RefSeq names its product rhodanese-like domain-containing protein / PPIC-type PPIASE domain-containing protein. Lineage: Eukaryota; Viridiplantae; Streptophyta; Magnoliopsida; Proteales; Nelumbonaceae. Gene Ontology annotation, molecular function: peptidyl-prolyl cis-trans isomerase activity. The record is from RefSeq and is a predicted model, not a curated record.
CAUCAACUUGGCUAAGACAUUGGAGGCCAAAUCCGCCCUCAUCCAGACGUUAAGAGCUUCUUAUUUCCCAAGGCCUCCGGUUCUCUGCAGUCGUGACUCUCUUUAAUUUCCUCUCUCAACCUUUGUUUCAUCGGCUUUGAAGUUUGAACCUUCACAGGCUUCUCUCAUUUGGUUCAUUGCUGGCAUUUCCUCCCAGAGAUUUUAUUACCCACAUCACUUUCUCUUUUCAAUGGUGCCCAGUUCAAGAUUAGAACGAAGAGCUACAUUCGGUUCUGUGAACAAUUUAGGUGGUAGGGAAAUACUGGUCCAGCACUUGCUUGUUAGUGAAGACAACCAGAAGCUUCUUCCAGAGUUUCAGGAAAGAAUAUCAGGAGGAACGGAUUUGAGUGAGUUGGCUGCAGAACACUCAAUUUGUCCAUCCAAAGAAAAUGGAGGGAUCCUUGGUUGGGUGCGGAAAGGACAAAUGGUACCUGAGUUUGAAGAGGCUGCAUUUAGUGCACCUUUAAACAAAGUUGUACAGUGCAAGACUAAAUUUGGAUAUCACUUGUUUCAAGUAUUGUCUGAGAAAGAGGAACUUUUGCUUCAAGACAUUGAUCCAAAUGAUCUUUAUGUGAAAAUGCAAGAUCCAAUUUUCUUUAACGAGGCUCAAUUGAUAGAUGUUCGAGAACCUGAAGAAGUUGCCCAAGCCUCCUUGCCAGGUUUUCAGGUUCUUCCCCUUCAGCAGUUUGGAAGUUGGAGUCCAGAAAUAACAACUAAGUUUGAUCCCAGCAAGGAUACAUAUGUUUUAUGCCACCAUGGAGUGCGGUCAUUACAGGUUGCUAAUUGGUUGCAGACACAGGGCUUCAAGAGGGUAUUCAAUGUGUCUGGGGGAAUUCAUGCAUAUGCAGUUAAGGCAGAUGCCUCCAUUCCUACUUACUAAGAUGGAUUAAUUGCCCCGUCCAACAACCGACCACAAGAGAAUUACAUUGGUCUGUUAUUUAUUUAUCUUGGCCAGGAUGGUGAACCAGUCGUUUCAUGUCAAAUUGUACCAGAUCAAAAGGCUAUACUCCAGUAAGGACUGUCAAAAGGUUGAGUUAGCUGGGACCCCCGCCAUUUGUAAAUUUUUUCUAUCUGUAGUGUAGCCAACCUGGGGAUCUUCGUUUGGCUACAUCAUUGAGAGAGAGAGAGAGAGUGUUAUGGCUGCCAACUUGAAUACACUUUCUAAAGCAGCCGUGCGGUGACAGAACUGAGUGAGCUGCCAACUUGAUUUUACUCUGGUGACCAAAAAUUUACUGAGACUCUAGAAACACCUAACUGGUAACCUUAGAAUCCCUAUUGAAAACAAUAGAAUACCUAUAAAAAAGACUUCAACUAUGGGUUAGAAACGCCAUGGGGUUCCUUUUACAUCUAUGAUUUUGCUACUUCAAUUCAAGUUGAAGUCUUGUCCCUUUCAAAUCUGUUUUGACUAUGGCUUUCUUAGCAUAGAGGUGCAGAUUGACUACACAUUUCUCAUCAAUGUUAUAAAAGAUUUGACUC